UCGCACCAACUGCCCCGCGGGGCGGGGGGGGGACACGGGGGCCGCUCCCGCGCUGAGCGGCUGGGUGGGCGCGUCCGGGGGCGGAGCCGGAGCGGAGGCGGGGCCAGGAGGUGCACGCGACGGCAUGGAGGGGCCGGUGCGGUUCCGGUGUCCCCCCGAGUUCGAGGCGGUGGCCCCCACGCCCCUCCCGCGGGGGUCCCUGGGGAGCCCCUCCACCAAACUCUGGCUCAUCCGCGCCCCCGCCGACUUCCGCCCCGAGAGCCUGGAGGGCCGCACGGUGCCGCUGGACGGCUGCGGGCAGCUCCAACCCGACGGGGACGGCGACGCGCGGCUUUACGGGGUGCGGGCGGUGCCGGGGGGAGCCGGCAGCACCCUUCUCCUGGUGUCCGACUCCCCCGCCGGCCCCCUGGCCUGCGCCCCCCCGCUCUACGGCUCCCUCGUCAUCACCGAGAGGUUCGGGCCACCCCCCGGCAUCCCAGUGACCGUCCCCACGCCCGACGUGCCGCCGGCCAAGAGGAAGAAGAAGAAGAAGAAGAAGAAGAUGACGACGACGGAGCCGCUGGAGGUACCCGAGGUGUCGACCCCAGGGAGGGCAGCGCCCGGCGAGGAGGGGGAGCGUGGGCCAGGACCCCCCCAAGACGUCGCGCUGGCCCCCGGCGAGCUGGAGGUGCCCAAGAAGAAGAAGAAGAAGAAGAAGCACAAACGGGAACGGCCGGAGUGACCCCAGGCACAGCGGGUGUUCCCGUCCCCCCCACCGAGGCUGCGUCACCAAUAAACGCCAUUUAUUUUAAAAAAAAAACCCAGAAAUUUUGGGGGGCAGCUGCUCAUUUGGGGUCCUUGAGGAAGGGCUCGUGCAGGACGU
Grus americana (Whooping crane) is the source of this 862-nucleotide messenger RNA. It is a transcript of the gene POLR1G, whose product is annotated as RNA polymerase I subunit G. Gene Ontology annotation, biological process: transcription by RNA polymerase I. Bases 125 to 721 code for a protein of 198 amino acids. The record is from RefSeq and is a predicted model, not a curated record. NCBI's taxonomy places the organism in Eukaryota, Metazoa, Chordata, Aves, Gruiformes, Gruidae. The transcript is spliced from 3 exons.